Messenger RNA from Meloidogyne enterolobii, 1032 nucleotides. The record is from the annotation of a GenBank genome assembly. NCBI's taxonomy places the organism in Eukaryota, Metazoa, Nematoda, Chromadorea, Rhabditida, Meloidogynidae.
AUGGAAGAGGGAGAGAAUAAAAAUUGUUGUAAUAAAAAUAAAAAACCUUUACAAAAAAAUGUUUUGCCCCUUUUGGGAAAUGGAAGGUUUGAUGUUGGUUGUGCUGAUAUUAUGAUUUUGAAUGGAGAGGAGUGUUGUUGUUCAUCUAAUAAUGAUAAAGAAAAGUGUGAAGGAAUUUUUGCUCGAAUUUAUUACCCUAGUGAAGCUUUAAGUCCAGAUAAAUACACAAUAGAAAGGUUAAAUGAAUUUAUGCAAUGGAAGCCUGAUGAGAAGGUUAUUGAGGGAUUGGCUGCUUAUAAAGGGAUGAGUUCUUGGAAAUUAAAUUUAAUUUUGGAUUGGAUACUUGGCGAUAAAAGAAUCCCAGCCCGUUGGCAAGUCCCUCUUGCUAAAUCUGAGGAACAAUUUCCCGUUGUUGUAUUCUCUCAUGGAAUUAGUGGAACUAGACAACUUUACUCAAUUAAUUGUUCUUCUUUGUCCAGUCAUGGUUAUGUUGUUGCUGCUUUGGAUCACAGAGAUGGCUCUUCUUGUUAUACCUAUGAAUUGAAUAAAGACCCGUCAACUGGUGAAUUAAUUCAAAAACAUAUUGAAAUGAAAAAACUUCCACACGAAGAGCAAGAAUACGAGAGUAGAAUAGCUCAGGUACAACAACGUACAUUGGAAACAAUUAACAUGUUAAAAUUAUUUAAAAAAUUAAAUGAGGGAUUGCGUAAUUCAAAUGUAGAAAUUGUUUGUGGAAAUGAAUUUGAUUGGGAACAAUUUAAGGGAAGAUUAAAUUUGGAUAAAGCAAUUUCAAUUGGGCAUAGCUUUGGAGGAGCUUCAGCUUUGACUUCUUGUGCUGUUGAAAAGGGUUUUAAAUGUUGUGUUGUUAUGGAUGCUUGGCUAUAUCCUUUUGACUGUAAAUAUUACGAAGAAAUUACCCAACCAGUUUUAAUGUUAAAUGCGAGUAAAUGGCAAUGGCCUAUGAAUUUGAAGAUUGUUGUAUUUACAACAACAAAAUGGAGGGGAAGGGAAAUCAAUGUAUACAUUGACUGA